AGGAAAAUGCGAGAAAACGGCCGGCCGUCCGCGGCGAAUCUAACGGCCGGCGGCGACGCUGUAUCCACCAGCACGGCGAAACGGCCGCGUCGUCCGCACGCGCGACAGUCUCUCGUCGGCCGCCGCUCUCCCUCGAUUCGCGCCGGCGGCGAUAACUUCCGCUUACGAGCGCGCGGGAUGGCGUCCGCGCUUUGCUCUCCCCGCCACCACCACCGCUCAUAUCUCUGCCGCCGCCUCCGCCCCGCCCCUCCCAGCCAAGCCCGUCCCCGGAGCGGCCCAUCAGGAUUGGACACCACAAGGUUCCUUCGUUCCCGCCCGAUGUCCACCGGUAGGGGCUGUCCCGCAUCGCGUUCGUCCAUGGAAGCAUCCGACAGCAACCAAGGACCAGAACAUCUCGUUGUUCUGAUUCAUGGUAUCAUGGCAAGGGGCAGUGGAGCUGUACAGGUGUGGGAUUGACAGAAUCAAGUGUGAAUGGGUGAUGUGCCCAUUGAGCUAGUUAUAGAUGGUUUCAAAGGAUUAAUAAUGCACAAUGUAUUGUUCUUUUAUCUAAAAUACAUAUGGACGUUCUGAAAUCUGCCAUGUGGUGGGUGUGGAAAAAAAAAGACAUAGUUUUGAAAAUAUAUGUCUUCAAUGGUUCUUCCUGUGGAGCAUAAUCAAGCCACUGUCAAAAUUGACUCUGGAAUGUAAACAUGCUCUUUGCUGUAUCCGAAAUGAGGAUGCCAAGACAAGAGCACAAGCUGGACAUACACCCACCUACAAAGAUGAUACUAGGACAUUUUCAUGACAAAUGCUCCAACAUGCGUAUAUAAAUUGAUUUCAGCAAAAAAGAAAUGUGUAUAUAAAUUGAAAGACUUGUAGUUCAAUUUUUUCUGACAUUUCUUUGUAAUCUGAGAGUUUGCAAGGAUUGUAUUAGUCAAGUUGCAAGUAAAUGCAGAUCUCUUUGUACUCUGUACAAUAUAUGCAAGAUAUUUUUUCUUUAA
Aegilops tauschii subsp. strangulata is the source of this 980-nucleotide messenger RNA. RefSeq lists its product as uncharacterized. The record is from RefSeq and is a predicted model, not a curated record. Lineage: Eukaryota; Viridiplantae; Streptophyta; Magnoliopsida; Poales; Poaceae.